Messenger RNA from Symbiodinium natans, 951 nucleotides. Lineage: Eukaryota; Dinophyceae; Suessiales; Symbiodiniaceae. The record is from the annotation of a GenBank genome assembly.
GUCCGGCAUUGCCUCGCCGUCCGCGCCAUCCCAACGAGCUCCUGGCCGCUGGUACUCACCGCGUGUUGCGAUGCUGCCGAAUGCCAGGAAGCGGCCAUCGCCGUGAUCACCGAGCUAGGCGAAGACGCGAGCCUGCGUGACUGGGCCGAGGACUGCAGCCGCAAGCCUUCUCUUCCUGCAGGCUUCCGCCUGCGGAUCUACGCCCGCUAUGCGGAGACGUCUUCGCCGACUUGGCAGUCGCUACAGCUUUCUGCGGAGGCUGCCCUACUCAAAGGGGAGCAGCUGCCACCAGAAGCUCUAUGCUUGCUGGAUGCUCCGAGGCUCUGGCCUCAGCUGCUCGCACGCCGCGCGGUCCUGGCCGCGGGCGCCUUGCUCGACGCAUCUCCGCACGGCUGCGGAGAUUCCGAGGAGGUCACCCUUCUGGCGGAUGCGGUCCUGAGAAACGGCUCCCAGUCAGAGGCCCGGGCCGCAUGCGCCAUCCUCGAAAGCCUUCGCGGGGCGCCGGCCGGCAAACUCCUCGCAGCCCUGAGCGCGCGGCAGCCUUUGCAUCUCCUGGACGGCUUGCCAGCUCCUGAAUCGCAGCUGCACGAGGCCGCAGCCCUGCUUGCCGUCCGCUAUGGGGACUGCCGAGUUCCUUCCUUGGUGUUGCCACUGCUGGACUGCGCCUGCGCCCUGCUGCCCGAGGUGCUCUCGGCCGCCGCAGCCCUGGAGGCUUGGACGCAGGGCUGGUGGGAGUCCAAGGCGCAGGCGGCAAUCGCCAAGUGGAGCUUCGCAGAUCUGGAGGCGCUGCUGACCGCCGGUCCCUGGAAAGACACCGAGGUGCUGGCACGCCUGAUCAGCGCCUGGCUUGAGGCGCCCCAUGACCAAAUGGAGCGCUUCCCCGUGGGCGAUGCGGGCGCCUGGGACAAGGCCGGCUCGCUGCAAAUGUGCGGAUUAGGGUUUAGAGUUUAG